GGCCUGACCCGCGGAGUCAGUAUGGACGCAACUCCGCAUCUUGAGUACGACGUGAUUGUCAAUUGAGGCCAACGUAGAAGCUUGUUCAACGAGUGUUCCGCACCAAAUGUUGGCUAUGGAUACUAUCCCUGCACAGCUUGGAACCGGACGAACACCCCGCGUCCUUCCUACUACUUAUAUAUCGGUCGCACAAUAGACUUUCCCGAGCCAUCUUCAUCAGACAAUACCACGAUCUUGGACGAAAAGCAAAUCAACCUCCAUUCAAACAAAAUGGUUAUUAAAGUAGGACUUAUUGGUCUCAGUUCCGUCACCACCAAUGUCUCCGCCAGUCCAGGAGAUAGUUGGGCCGCAAGCGCCCAUUUACCAUACCUACUCGCCUCGCCACACUACGAGAUUGUAGCUCUCUGUAACUCAAGCGUCAAGUCAGCGCAAACAGCAGCUCAGCGCUACAAUCUACCGUCCAGCGUCAAGGCAUAUGGUAGCUCUGAGGAUCUGGCUAAGGACCCUGAUGUCGACCUCGUCGUCUGCUCAGUUCGGGUGGAUAGGCAUCAUCAGUUGAUGAUGCCUGUCAUCAAGGCAGGCAAGGAUGUCUACGUCGAAUGGCCGCUGGCAUCCAACCUCACUCAGGCUACAGAGAUGUACACCGCAGCCCAGAAGAGCGGCAGCAAGACCAUCGUCGGGCUGCAAUCCCGCUCGAACCCCUAUAUCCGAAAAAUCAAAGAGCUAGUAGCAAACAAAACCGUGGGAGACCUCCUCAGCUCGACACAGGAAUUCACUCUCGGUUGGGUCGGCGACGUCGAGCCCCCUACAGUCGAAUACUUCACGAAGAAGGAAAGCGGUGGCAACUUCCUCACAAUUCUCUUUGGUCACACUGCAGACCCCGUCUUUCAUGCGUUGGGCGGCUUAGAAGAACUUUCCGCGCUAUUGACGACUCGCUGGCCCGAGACCAAGCUGUUGCACGCAGAUGGAAGCUUCAACCGUAUGAUCAAACGCGAAACGCCCGAUCACGUUAUGCUGCAAGGUACUCUCAAGAACAAUGGCGCACCUAUCUCGAUGACAGCAAGGAGUGGUAAGGGAUUCAAGGAUUCGCCAAACCUUGUCUGGAGGAUCUUUGGCACCAAGGGCGAGAUUCGCUUGACGUCCGCUGCUAUGCUUACUCUUGCGCUUGGUGGAGAGAAGAUUGAGGUAUUUGACCAUGAGAAGGAUACAGUGGAGGUGGUGAAUGUGGAGUAUGCUGAGGCAGUAAAAGACUUGUCGCCUUUUGCCAAGGAUAUCGGUAUGUUGUAUGAAGGCUUUGUCAAGGGGUGGGGUGUAGAGGAAGGGUUCGUCGACUUUGAACAAGCGGUUGGUAUGCACACGAUUAUUGACUGUAUGGAGAAGAGCAGCGAAGAAAGGAAAUACAAAAAGAUAGCGGUCUGAUACAAGGCCAAGUAGGAUAACAUGAGUCAAGAGGAAUGGAUAGAAUCAUCAGAAUCAGCUCGUCUUGAGACAGGAUUUUCCAAUCAUUCACAUGAGCGGAUAAUGCGCAUAUACAUUGAGUUAGAUCUAACCAAUAUCCAACACUAUCAUCACAUCACCAUUCGUGGUGUAACCAAAAAUCUCUACCACUAUCCAUGAAUAAUC
This is a messenger RNA of Alternaria alternata, 1623 nucleotides long. RefSeq names its product NAD(P)-binding protein. The record is from RefSeq and is a predicted model, not a curated record. The coding region runs from base 271 to 1419 and encodes 382 amino acids. Lineage: Eukaryota; Fungi; Ascomycota; Dothideomycetes; Pleosporales; Pleosporaceae. Gene Ontology annotation, molecular function: nucleotide binding. The transcript has 2 exons.